AUGGCGACGACGGCGAUUCCGGAACGAGACGAUUACCGACAUCACUUGAACAUUUUGCGUCGUCAAAGGCGAGCCGUCGUCGGCGGCACUGGCGGUGGCGGGUGGCGCGACCUCGAUUACGGCAACUUGACGAACGCGAUCCGCGACAUCGUCGAGGCCAUGACGGUCGACUGCACUUUGGCCGUUCACUCGGGUGUCGAAAAUGCUGCUGCCGAUUUCCUGAGUAAUACAAUUAAGUCCCUACACGGAAGGGGUGUAACGACGACUCACCACGCUUUAUUGUCAGAGGAUCACGUACAAUCGCUGUUGAUCGAUAUCCGCCGCGCAGUGGCCGACGGACAUCACACGUCUUACAUAGUACUAUCGACGUCUGCGCUCAUGGAAAACUUGCUGUCGGCCGUAAUGUCAAUAUAUAUACAAAUAUUUACCGUUUUACUCGGUUUACAUCGCGACUGCGAUUUUCUGUUUUUCACACAGAUCCGGAGAAGUAACUUGAUGUCUCGGAACGUCGUGUACGUGUUUUUAUGGUUACGGUCGUCCGUCAGUCGAACGUUCAAGGCUGAUAUACUGGAGGCGAUGCGCGUGUGCGUCAUCACCAGUCCCAGACUGGGAUUCUACCAGAUUUAUUACAGUCAGGCCAGCGCCAGACCCGGGUACGGAUCAAGCCUGAAAAUGGUAAAUUGGUGGUCAGCAAUGGACGGGUUGGUGAGGUUCCCGCUGUUACCGCCGCCCAAACAGGUGUACAAGAACUUCGAAGGCAGAUAUUUCAACGUUCCAGUUUUACAUAAGCCACCAUGGACAUUCGUCGAAUAUUUGAACGACAGUUUUCGGGUGGAGGGUGGACGAGACGAUAAACUCAUAAAUCUAUUGGCCGACAAGCUACAUUUUCAAUUCAGAUACAUAGAUCCUCCUGAUCGUACACAAGGUUCAGGACUCGAUCGCGGGUCAUCAAUGCAAGGAGUAUUGGGUUUGAUAUGGCAAAGGGAAGCAGAUUGGUUCGUAGGAGAUUUAUCUAUAACAUACGAGCGCAAUUUGGUUGUAGACUUUUCAUUCCUUACAUUAGUCGACAAUGAAGCUUUCCUGACACAUGCGCCUGGUCGUUUGAACGAAGCAUUUUCACUCAUCAGACCGUUUCAUUGGUCGGUUUGGCCAUUGUUAUUGAUCACAGUUAUUUUUGCCGGACCAAUACUUUACAUAUUAGUCGACACGACUGACGGCCAUCCCCAAGGAAAAUCUAUGUUGUAUUGGAAGUGCGUGUGGUGGUCUGUUACUGUGUUUUUACAACAGGCUGCAAUUAUCCCAUCGGAAAAUAACAAAAUCCGAUUUGUGGCUGGUUUAUUAAUGUUAUCGGUCACUUACGUGAUUGGCGACAUGUACUCGGCUAGUCUAACGUCAAUACUGGCAAGACCACCGAAAGAACCGCCUAUCAAUACAUUGAAUGAACUAUCGGAAGCUAUGCGUGACUCCGGCCUUCAGCUGUUGGUCGAAGUCCAAAGCGCUUCGCAAGCGAUGUUAGAAAACGGCACAGGCGUGUACGAAGAGUUGUCACAGCUCGUGACCCGUCAACGAGAAUACCUAAUAGGGUCUACCGAGAAAGGAAUGCAAUUAGUCAGGGACAACAAGAAUUACGCCGUUAUAGGAGGUCGAGAGACGUUCUACUACGAUAUCAAACGAUUCGGUGCCCAACAUUUUCAUCUAAGCGAAAAGCUAAACACGAGAUAUUCGGCUAUUGCGUUUCAACGAGCGUGCCCCUACAGAGAUAAUUUCGACGACGUGUUGAUGCGACUAUUCGAGGGCGGAAUUUUGUCGAAAAUCACAGAAGAAGAGUACCAGAAACUCAACGACAAACUGAUGGGAUCGGAAAAAUUCGACUCGACAUCCGUGGUCAUAGAGCCCGUACUGGAAGGAUCGGAACCCCGACAAGAAGACGACGACAAGCAGUUGACCAUUGCCAUGUCCAUGAAAACGUUACAAGGAGCGUUCUACGUGCUGGCAAUCGGCUCGAUUUUGGCAGGGUUCUUGCUAUUGAUCGAGAUGAGGUCACACGACAAGUUUGAAAAAGACAAACGAAUAAAACGCGUCGAAGCUCCGUUCGUCUACAAACGAAAAGUGCCCAACAAAUUCCAAAACAGAUUAUACGAUUUAAAAGAAUGAAAAACAUUUUUUGCAUUUCAUAAGUGGACAUUUUUGCCAGCGCUAUAUUUAGCGAAGCGUACAUAGUUAGUUACGUAUAGGUACCUAUAUUGAAUCGUUUAUCGUACGAUUCCCAUGCACGACAUAUGCACAUACAUAUUUAUACAUUAUAUAAUUACAUAUAUUAUAUAAAUAAACAAUUAUCAUACUUUACAGGAUGAACUAUUUGUAUAGGAUAGGUACAGGACGACGUAUGAAGUUAUUGUCGUGAAUAGAAUAUAUUUUGCAUAAUAUAACUUUGCAGUAUUGAAUUAUUGAA
Myzus persicae (green peach aphid) is the source of this 2452-nucleotide messenger RNA. RefSeq names its product ionotropic receptor 40a (gene Ir40a). The transcript is spliced from 14 exons. The coding region runs from base 1 to 2154 and encodes 717 amino acids. Gene Ontology annotation, molecular function: glutamate-gated receptor activity. Lineage: Eukaryota; Metazoa; Arthropoda; Insecta; Hemiptera; Aphididae. Gene Ontology annotation, cellular component: membrane. The record is from RefSeq and is a predicted model, not a curated record.